AUGUUCACUGAUCCGAACAUGUUGCUUAUACCGCUCGACUCGGUCGGCCCACCCAUGAAGGGGAGUGGCGAUGCGCGAGUGCACGCAGGUUUCGGCGUCGCGUUCGGUUCUGUGAGCGACCUCGUGCUCAAUACCAUGGUCGAGCAGUUACGACAGUACCCAUCCUAUUCGGUGGUCCUAACCGGUCAUUCGAUGGGUGGCGCCCUGGCCGCCAUCGGCGGAACUUUGUUGAAGGUCAACGCCACGGAAACGGCCAUACGCGUGUUCACAUUUGUCCAACCACGUACCGGUAAUACUAACUUCGUCGAUCUACUUGACGAACUCAUUGGGAGUGAUAAUAUAUUUCGAGCUGUGCAUACAUGGGAUGGCGUCCCCACUAUCAAGCCCUUAGGUUAUCGCCACCAGCGAGCGCUCCCGGCUGUCCGUAUGAUACAAGUAUUGACAAGAUCCGAAGUUCUACUGAGUACUGGCACUUCCAAGAACCUCCUAGCCGUAAGAACGUGCGUCAAUGCACCGGUCAGGAGGAUCCAAGAUGUAGCGCGGCCAUCUCUUCUACAGGCAUCAAUCUCGCACACGACGUGUACUUCGGACAAGACGCCACUCUCUGCCCGUGAAUGA
This is a messenger RNA of Peniophora sp. CBMAI 1063, 618 nucleotides long. The record is from the annotation of a GenBank genome assembly. NCBI's taxonomy places the organism in Eukaryota, Fungi, Basidiomycota, Agaricomycetes, Russulales, Peniophoraceae.